UCGCGUCACGUGACCGCGCCUCCGUCACGUGACGCCCGCCCGCAGGUUCGGCUCGCCUGGGCGUGCGCCCCCUUCCGCCUGACGCGCCCCCGGCGGCGGCCGCGCAGCCCCGGCUCCUCGCGGGGCUCGGGCAGCGGCCGCUGCGCGGUGAUGGCGAGCGGCGGCGGCGGCGGUAACACCGGCGCAGGUGGGACCUCGGGGCUGGGCCUGGGCCUGGGGCUGAGCCUCGGCAUGGGGGAGGCCACCGGCGACGCGGAGGAGGAGGCGGCCGCGGCCGAGGCGGUGGGACGCCUGGCCACGUCGCUGUGGCUGCGGCUCCGCGGCUGGGAGGCGGUGCUGGGGGUUGCCCAGCGGCUGCUGGUGUGGGAGAAGCCGCUGCACAGCCUGGUCACGGCGGCCGCACUCAACGGCCUCUUCUGGUUGCUGUCUUCGUCGUCCCUCCGACCCUUCUUCCUGCUCAGCAUCUCACUUUUGACCUAUUUCCUGCUGGAUCUCUGGCAUCCUCGCUUUCUCCCCGACGUCGUUUCAGCAUCACCCCCUGAGGAACCACACCCUGACAGUGAGGGUGCGGGGUCAGGCGCCCAGCCGCACCUGCUGAGUGUGCCCGAGUUGUGCAGAUACCUGGCUGAGAGCUGGCUCACCUUCCAGAUUCACCUGCAAGAGCUGUUGCAGUACAAGAGGCAGAAUCCAGCUCAGUUCUGUGCUCGAGUCUGUUCCGGCUGUGCCGUGCUAGCUGUGUUGGGGCACUAUGUUCCAGGGAUUAUGAUUUCCUACAUUGUCUUGUUGAGUAUCCUGUUGUGGCCCCUGGUGGUUUAUCAUGAACUGAUCCAGAGGAUGUAUACUCGCCUGGAGCCCUUGCUCAUGCAGCUGGACUACAGCAUGAAAGCCGAAGCCGAUGCCCUGCACCAUAAACACGACAAGAGGAAGCGGCAAGGGAAGAACGCACCUCCAGCAGGUGAUGGGCCACUGGCCGAAACAGAGAGUGAGAGCGAGGCAGAGUUGGCUGGCUUCUCUCCAGUGGUGGAUGUGAAGAAAACAGCCCUGGCCUUGGCUAUUACAGACUCGGAGCUGUCAGAUGAGGAGGCUUCUAUUUUAGAGAGCGGCGGCUUCUCUGUAUCUCGGGCCACCACCCCACAACUGACCGAUGUUUCUGAGGAUUUGGACCAGCAGAGCCUACCAAGUGAGCCAGAAGAGGCUCUGAGCCGAGAACUGGGGGAGGGGGAAGAGACAGAGCUGGCCCCUCCUGAAGACCUGCUAGCUGGCCCUCCAGCCCUCACAAAGCAAGCCCUGGCUACAGAAGAAGAGGCUGUAGUCAAGGAAGCCUUGCUGCAGCUCUCUUCCCCUCUUCACUUUGUGAAUACGCACUUCAAUGGAGCAGGGUCCCCCCAGGGUGAAGGGAAAUGCUCUCCUGGAGGACCAGUGGAGACCCUGAGCCCAGAGGCUCCACCCGGCACCCUCUCACCCCCACUUUGCCUGGCUGAAACUGGUCCAGUUCCCCUCCUCUCCCCCCCUGUGCUCCCGCCCCUUCCCCAGGACUCACCUCAAGCCCUGGCUGCCCCUGAGGAGGAAGAGGUACUCACCACUGAGGACUUUGAGUUGCUGGAUCAGGGGGAGCUGGAGCAACUGAAUGCAGAGCUGGGCUUGGGACCAGAGAUGCCCCCAAAGCCCCCUGACGUACCGCCGCCACCUCCUCCCCUGGGGCCAGACAGCCAGUCUCUGGUCCAGUCAGACCAAGAGGCUCAUGCCGUGGGUGAGCCAUGAGCCAUGGCAGAAUGAGUGCAGGCAUAGAGGCUUCCUGACUACUAGGGCUGCCACAGUUCCUCCUCUCCCUCCUACUCUGGGGAGCGGCACUGUGUGGAGAAGCUGGCUGUCAGAUGGAAGCCAGCCCAUUGCCUGCCUGCCUGCCUGCCUGCCUGCUGUCCUGGGACCUGGUAUAGUACCUGUGCCUAGGAUUGGUUUUAAGUUUGUAAAUAUUUUCCAUUUGGGUUAGUGGAUGUGAUCGGGGCUAGGGAAGUCUUCCAUAGCCUGCACUUACUUCCCUGCCUCAUCUCUUCUUCCCAUUCUGUCCCAAGCCUUGGUGGUCUGACCUUUCUUUUCUCCUGUCCUCAGGGACCUGUGCUGCUCUGCCCUCAUGUCCCACUUGGUGUUUAGCUCAGGCACUUUACCGUUUCUUCUGCUGUCCUAACUCCCCUUGGCUUUAUUUGCCUGCUGUGUCCUGUCCUUAGCAGCGUGCUCCCACUCUGCGCACUCCUCCUUCCACAGGCACUGGCCAAGUUUGGGGGCAGGUUCUCUCCGGAGAAAGCAGAGGCCUGGGGUGCUGCCGGGCCAGUGAGGCUGCGCUUCGGUCCCUGAAGCCUCGAGCCUGCACUGUGCCCCUGCCUGUCACCCUCAGGAUGCAGGACAGCAGGUCCCAAAGCACUUUGCCAGCACUGUGGUUGAUGAGCAUGCUCUCUCUGUUUGAGCUGAGGGACUUCCCUACUGUCUUAGAGAGGAAGAACAAACCUACUCUUCUGGACCACAGCUGAGACUGCUAGGGUCUAAAGUGGGUAGUGACAUCUGUGUAGGUGUUAACUGGAAAAAUAAAGUGUUGAUUGGCUAGAA
Onychomys torridus (southern grasshopper mouse) is the source of this 2601-nucleotide messenger RNA. It is a transcript of the gene Retreg2, whose product is annotated as reticulophagy regulator family member 2. NCBI's taxonomy places the organism in Eukaryota, Metazoa, Chordata, Mammalia, Rodentia, Cricetidae. The coding region runs from base 151 to 1761 and encodes 536 amino acids. The record is from RefSeq and is a predicted model, not a curated record. The transcript has 9 exons.